Messenger RNA from Budorcas taxicolor (takin), 1749 nucleotides. It is a transcript of the gene FSIP1, whose product is annotated as fibrous sheath interacting protein 1. Bases 1 to 1749 code for a protein of 582 amino acids. The transcript is spliced from 11 exons. The record is from RefSeq and is a predicted model, not a curated record. Lineage: Eukaryota; Metazoa; Chordata; Mammalia; Artiodactyla; Bovidae.
AUGGAUAUUAUAAAGGGAAACUUAGAUGGAAUUUCAAAACCAGCCUCAAAUUCAAGGACACGUCCUGGGAGCCAAAGUUCAAAUGCUUCUUUGGAGGUGCUCUCACCAGAACCAGCAUCCUUCAAGGUUGAUACUGCAAUCAAUUUGAACUCUGGUAAAGAAGCCCACUCAGAAAGCAAUAAUGCAGAGAAAAGUAGAAACAGUAAUGAUAAUAAAGGGGAAAGCUACUCUGAGAAAAUAAAAUUGCCUGAAGAGGGGUCAGAUGAAGAUUCGAACUUGGGUCAACAUCAGAUAGUCCCUGAAUGUUCAGAUGAAUUUGAAUUAAAAGAAUUAGAUUUUCAGCUUCGGGAUGCUAUUCGGAAGAUGAAGAGGCUUGACAAGAUAUUGGUGAAGAGACAAUACAGAGAAAAAGAAAUUAAGAAGCAAGGUCUAGAAAUGAGAAUAAAGCUGUGGGAGGAACUUAAGUCUGCAAAAAAUGGUGAAGUUUUGCAAAGUAAUGAGGAGAUGGAAAAUACAAAAAAGUUUCUAGCUUUGACUGCUGCAUCAGAAGAAACUGUUGAUCCUUCUUGUAACAAGCAUGAAGAUACCUUUUUCUCGGUGUUUCACACUCAAGUUCCACCAGAAAACUAUGAAAAUCAUAUACAGAAUGUCAAACAAGAUUUUACCUAUGAUGUGGAAAGAAAUGAGUCAAUGAUCAAAGAAGAAAAUAAACCUUUCUCAAAUACAGAAAAGAUUGAGCUCAGGGGUAAACACAGCCAGGAUUUUAUUAAGCGAAACAUUGAGUUGGCCAAGAAUUCGGGAAAACCAGUGGUUAUGAUUGACAGAGAAAAGGAAAAGCUGGUUGAACUUUUGAAGGACUUAGACGAUAGUGAUUCAGGGCUGUCCAGUUCUGAGGGAGGUCAGUAUGGCUGGCUGGUCCCGGGAGAAGGAUACACGCUUGCAGUCACCCAGCAUCAGCAGCUUGCUGAAAUUGAUACAAAACUCCAAGAACUUUCUGCCAUCUACCCAACAAUUUUCAGCUCUUCUCCAAGACCAGAACAUCAGAAUGUUAAGAAACCUGACCUUAAUGGUGAUGAUAGAAAUACAGAAGUAACUCCAGGAGAAAAGGUUCUUCAAAACACCAAAGAACAACGGGAUCAGCAGAAUCGGUUGAGAGAAAUAGAUGAAAAGCUAAGAAAGAUGAAGGAAAAUGUGUUAGAUUCAACAUCACUUCUCUCUGAGGAGCAGUUAAGGUGUCUUCUGGAUGAAUGCUCGUUCAAACAAAAGUCCACAGUUAGACUGUCUCCAGAAAGAGAAGAGAAAGACAUUGAGGAUAUAACACCUGAGUUCCCCCAACUUUCUGGAUCUAUUCUGUCUGAGUCAUUAAACAGGUCGAAAACAAAGGUUAGAAGCACUGAAGUGGAGGACAUAAAUGUGCCCAAGAAUGGACAAUGUGAAACAUCCAGAGGCUACUUUCUCACCAAAGCCUUGACUGGGCAUCACUCGUCACCAGCUCUUCUCCUUGAAGCAGAGAAUGUGAAGUGCCUGCAGUUUUCUGAGGACAAGGUUAUUGGUGAUGCAGAAGACUACUUUAUGUCUAAGACUCUGGGCAUUGGGAGACUGAAAAGGCCCUCUUUCUUGGACGAUCCACUGUAUGGCGUCAGUGUGAGCCUUUCGUCUGAAGACCAACAUGUGAAACUCAGCCCUCCAGAGAAACUCAAACCAGGAACAGAACUGGGCUUUGAAAAGGAUUCAAUAAAUGGCAUUUAG